This is a messenger RNA of Somion occarium, 639 nucleotides long. The record is from the annotation of a GenBank genome assembly. Lineage: Eukaryota; Fungi; Basidiomycota; Agaricomycetes; Polyporales; Cerrenaceae.
AUGAAGGAGCAAAGUCCGCCGCUGACACGCCUCGACCGACAAGAGCCUCAGGUUAAACAUUCAUCUUCAGGACGGUCCCUCGUGCCGUGCCUAUCAUUCUACGUAUGCCUUGUGCCAUUACAAUCGGCCAGGGGAUAUAUACAAGCGUCCCGCCCACAUACUUGCGCGAGUUUCGCACUCUGUUUAAUUGCCUAUUUCGCUGACGCCCCCUCAUUUUUUGCUGGCGAUGACCUUGGGAGCGUGCUUAUGUCGUGUACGGACUCUAUGGUGACAGCCCAUCCACUAUUAUCUUCGCCAGAACGUGUCGGUAUGGCCAGUCGCAGACGAAUCUAUUGCAAUGUUUUCGGAUACUUAACUAGAUGUUCCCUUCUUCUUUCAGUAGUCAAACGUACACGUCCUUCCCUAGGCUUUCCGACUUACUCUAUAGCCGUAGCUCUCCGGGUUGUGUCUGCAAAUCCUAUAGUAACCUCUGUAUCUACACCUCGUGUAUCACACUAUACCAGAAAUAUGCAAAAUAGUUUCUUCUUGGACGAAGAAGUACAUGGUGUGUGUGCUUCUUCAGGAAGUCCGAGAUGUACCUAUUGGCUCGUGGCUGAUUGGCUUCUAAUGGGCAGACUAGAGGCAGGUGAUUCUUCGUAA